Molecule: messenger RNA, 2488 nt
Organism: Grammomys surdaster
Lineage: Eukaryota; Metazoa; Chordata; Mammalia; Rodentia; Muridae
Gene: Napepld
Product: N-acyl phosphatidylethanolamine phospholipase D
Exons: 5
Coding region: 47-1261 (404 amino acids)
Biological process (GO): N-acylethanolamine metabolic process; N-acylphosphatidylethanolamine metabolic process
Cellular component (GO): cytoplasm; membrane-bounded organelle
Molecular function (GO): zinc ion binding; N-acylphosphatidylethanolamine-specific phospholipase D activity
Source: RefSeq, a predicted model, not a curated record
GCGGGUUUCGAGUAGGUUUCCAGCACCCGAGCCCUGUCUCUUGGAGAUGCACUUCUUCUCACCUAAGGACAUGGAUGAAAAUGAGGACAGCCAGUCUCCAGCGCCAAGCUAUCAGUAUCCAAAAGAAACACUGAGGAAGCGCCAGAACUCAGUGCAGAAUUCGGGAGGAAGUGUGUCUUCUAGGUUCUCCAGGAAAAGCUUCAAGCUGGAUUACAGACUAGAGGAGGAUGUAACUAAAUCGAAGAAAGGAAAAGACGGGAGAUUUGUUAACCCGUGGCCAACAUGGAAAAGCAUCUCUGUCCCAAAUGUGCUCAGAUGGCUGAUAAUGGAGAAGGAUCACAGCGGUGUUCCAGGCUCCAAAGAGGAACUUGACAAAGAACUCCCAGUACUUAAGCCAUAUUUUAUCAGUGACCCUGAAGACGCUGGAGUGAGAGAGGCUGGCUUACGAGUCACGUGGCUGGGACAUGCAACGCUGAUGGUGGAAAUGGAUGAACUCAUCUUCCUCACGGAUCCCAUGUUCAGCUCUCGCGCCUCUCCCUCGCAGUACGUGGGUCCAAAGCGGUUUCGCCGUGCCCCGUGUACAGUAAGCGAGCUCCCCCCAAUAGAUGCCGUGCUCAUCAGUCACAACCACUAUGACCAUCUGGACUACGGCUCCGUCCUCGCGUUGAAUGAGCGGUUCGGCAGUGAGCUGAGAUGGUUCGUGCCGCUGGGCCUUCUCGACUGGAUGCAGAAAUGUGGCUGCGAGAACGUGAUUGAGCUGGACUGGUGGGAGGAGAAUUGCGUCCCUGGCCACGAUAAGGUCACCUUCGUCUUCACGCCUUCCCAACACUGGUGUAAAAGGACCCUCCUGGACGACAACAAGGUUCUGUGGGGCAGCUGGUCUGUGCUCGGGCCUUGGAAUCGGUUCUUCUUUGCUGGGGAUACUGGCUACUGCCCUGCUUUUGAAGAGAUUGGGAAAAGGUUUGGUCCUUUUGACCUUGCGGCUAUUCCCAUCGGAGCUUAUGAACCAAGAUGGUUUAUGAAAUACCAGCAUGCUGACCCAGAAGAUGCUGUAAGGAUUCACAUUGACGUUCAAACAAAGAAAUCUGUGGCAAUUCACUGGGGGACUUUUGCCUUGGCUAAUGAGCAUUACUUAGAGCCACCGCUGAGGCUGAGUGAAGCUUUAGAGAGAUACGGACUUUCCUGUGAGGAUUUCUUCGUCCUGAAGCAUGGAGAGUCGCGGUACUUGAAUACUGAUGAUAAAGCUUUUGAAGAAACAUGAAAAUAGGAAUUUUCAUGACAACAAAUGAAAAGACUAAGAAAUUCAAAUAUUAUGACACUUUUCACAAGGAAAUAAUUUCUGCAAGUGUGUAUUUUGUUUUGUAUUAUAACUUGCCAACUGAUAAGACUCCCUUAUAUAAACUAUGGAAGUCUAGGGAUGGGUUAUUUAAGAAACUGUCCAAUAUAGAUUUUUAAAAAAAUCAUACCAAUGAUACAAACAUUACAAAAUAUUAUUUUUUAUCAAAACACUCUAUUUUAGUGGCAGUAAAAUUUCUGAGGUUGUGAAAAACUGACAUUAAAGUUCCAUUUUUCUAUUCAGGGCUUUCUACAAAGGAGAGUCUAGCUUACUUACCUAGAUCACACGCAUGCGUGCGUGUACGUGCAAGUGCGCAUACACACACCUUUCUUAUUAUAUUCAUAUAAUGAUAAGCUUGACCUCCACGGUGAUUAACUGCUGGCCGUGCAGAUGUACGCCUGCAGUCCAGGACUCCAAAGGAUAAGGCAGACAGAUGACAAGUUCAAGGCCAACUAGAGCUACAAGUGAGAGAAGACAUUAGCUUAAGUGCCAGAUGUUAAGUGAUUUUAUUUUGUUAAGCAUAAGAACAUAGGUGUUUGGGCUAAAUUUAUUGUUUUCUAAAAUAGAUUUUUUUUUAUUGUGGUCAAAUAUACAUUGCAUAAAAUUAUCAUUUUAACUAUGAUGAAAAGCAGCUCUUUGGCAUCAAGUGUUCACAUUCGUGUGCAGUCACGAGCAUCAUGUACUUACAUUUCUAAGAGGGCAUCAUCUACACAGCUGCAUUUCCGAGGUUCAAGGCUGAUGGGCAGAGAAGGGAAGAGUGGGUUUGAGACUUGGGGCAAGUCUUUAAUUUCAAAGGCAGACUUUCUGCCACGCACAACUGUAACUAAAGUAUCUCCCAGAGGAGAGAAUGGAGAGUCUAGGUGUGAAUCCAUCAUGCACUGGAAUUGUUCUCACUUUCUACAUUCUCUAUCCUGUUCUCAGCUCUAACCUCAUAUAUGUCAGUAAGAUUUAUAAGUAUGUUUUACAUGACUUGGAUGUGGUAUAUAUUUUUAUAUUAAAUGACCUAUAAGCACAAUUGUACCCUUUAGUAAGCCAUUGUGAAAUGCCAGUAGUUAUUUUCCUUUUAAGAUUGUGGGUAUCUGCUGACCAGAGUCUUUGUCCCAGUACACCUCUGUAUUCACAGGUUUGUUAUGAACCUUAAGGAAGUGAGUU